ACGGCACUGCACCUGCGCGCGCUUCAGGUAAAUGAGUGACACGCGCUGGACUUCACUGCAAACAAAGCGGACCGGAAGUGAUACAGAAACGACUCAGGAACGUGCGAAGCGUCCGCCACUUGCAGUUUAACGGCAGUCUACGUUUGAUAAAAUAUCCAACCGCGUUAAGCCUAAGAUGGACCGUUACAGGUAUUUCAUCUUCAAUCAGAAGAGUGUGGUGCUGUUGGGCAUCCUUCAGGUGGCGUGCGCUGGACUCUGCGUGGUCUGCGGAUUUAUAGAUGCAGUGUUCCGCAAGAGCACAACUCUGAGUGAAACUAGAGCACCACUAUGGGCUGGAUUGAUUAUGGCUGUCCCUGGAGUGCUUGCCCUUUUUGCAUCCCAAAAGAAAAAUCCUGUUUUGGUAAACGUCAUGAUUGUGUCGGCGGUGAUGUCUUUUGUUGUUGAUGUUAUUGUGUUCGUGUACGCUUGCGUCACACUCAGUUAUGGAGAGGAGGAUGAUGAGAUCUUCCAUGCCCAUCCUGUCCCUGAAGUGAGAUUUGCCCUCAGUCGGAUGGUUAAAGGCGCUAACAGCACCCUUCUUGUGGCCUGCACUGGAUCCAUGCUCUUUUCUUCUCUCAUUACAUUUGUUGGCUGCCGCAGUCUGCCGCUUUGCGGCUGCUAUGACUCUGUAAAUGGAAUGCAAUUUCUGGUUCCUCAGAAUGACCCUAGUGCUCCAACAGAACUUGUCUGCACUUGGCAAGGCGGAGAUGAGCGAAUCUUUAACUCUCCCGUGUCCUUCAUGGAUCACUGUCCUGAUCAGGAACAGCGAGAUAUCUCAACACUUCCACCUUAUAGCAGACUAGCAUAAGAAUUACUGUCUAUGAUUUCAAAUGUGAUUGUUUGUGGUUGUAAGCCGUCACUGCAGGACUUCUAUUUGCUUGCUGAAUAGUUAACUUUUUGGAUAAUGAAGGGAAGGUUGAAAAUCUAGAUUUUAAUUGCGCAUGUUUCCAUUUGACAGAUGUGUCUCUUUGUGUCUUAUUUAUUAUCAGUGCCAUAUCAAUUUUAUAUUAACUUUUAAAUACUAAAAAUUCAUACAUUUGCGCUAUACUUUAAAGAAAUUGCAGUCAUGAUAUACAGCAA
Molecule: messenger RNA, 1119 nt
Organism: Paramisgurnus dabryanus
Lineage: Eukaryota; Metazoa; Chordata; Actinopteri; Cypriniformes; Cobitidae
Cellular component (GO): membrane
Source: RefSeq, a predicted model, not a curated record